This is a messenger RNA of Asterias rubens (European starfish), 2816 nucleotides long. RefSeq names its product ATP-dependent RNA helicase DDX55-like. The transcript has 18 exons. Gene Ontology annotation, cellular component: nucleolus. The record is from RefSeq and is a predicted model, not a curated record. Lineage: Eukaryota; Metazoa; Echinodermata; Asteroidea; Forcipulatida; Asteriidae. The coding region runs from base 25 to 1809 and encodes 594 amino acids. Gene Ontology annotation, molecular function: nucleic acid binding; ATP binding.
UUAUUGCAUUGGACAUCGUCAAAAAUGGAAGGUCGGUGGGAAACCCUCCCGGUUUCUCUCAGUAAAUCAACUCAUGAGACUCUGGAAAGGAUGGGAUUUGACCUAAUGACACCUGUACAGGCUGCUGCAAUUCCACUUUUCAUGAAGAACAAAGAUGUAGCGGCAGAAGCAGUCACAGGAAGCGGGAAGACUUUAGCAUUCAUAAUCCCCAUCCUAGAGAUAUUGAUGAGAAGAGAAACACCACUUAAGAAGAAUGAGGUGGGAGCGUUUGUUCUUACACCAACGAGGGAGUUGGCUCUUCAGAUUGACGAGGUCCUGUCGGAGUUUACGUCAUCGUUGCCUCAGUUCACACAGCACCUUGUUGUUGGUGGCAGCAACCUCACAAACGACAUCAAGCAAAUACAAGAAAAAGGAGCCAACAUUAUUGUUGCGACCCCAGGACGACUUGAAGAUUUAUUCACACGUAAGGAGUUUGGUCUGAACCUGCCCUCGAUGGUCCGAUCCUUGGAGGUUCUUGUACUGGAUGAAGCAGACAGGUUACUAGACAUGGGCUUCAAAACAAGCAUCAACAUGAUCCUGAGCUACCUGCCGAAGCAGAGACGAACAGGUCUUUUCUCGGCAACGCAGACAGACGAGGUGGAGGCGCUGAUCCGCGCUGGUCUGAGAAAUCCCGUCCGCAUCACGGUCAAGGAGAAGAAGAUUGCCUCCAUGGCUGCACAGAGGACUCCAACAACUCUAAAAAACUACUAUUUGGUUUGUGAAAGUGAUGAAAAAUUCAACUUGUUGAUAGCUUUCCUUCGCAAACACAAGGAUGAGAAGCACAUGUUGUUCUUCAGUACCUGUCACUGUGUGGAUUAUUUCACUAAGGCCCUAGUUGAGAUCUUAAAGAAGACCACGAUCCUCUCACUCCAUGGUAAGAUGAAGAGACGACGAAACGCCAUCUUCUCAGAAUUCAGAAGACUCAACAGCGGUGUGCUGGUCUGUACAGACGUCAUGGCCAGGGGGGUGGACAUCCCAGAAGUAAACUGGGUACUGCAAUAUGACCCGCCCAGUAGUGCAAGUGCCUUUGUACAUCGUUGUGGCAGGACGGCUAGAAUAGGUAACACCGGUAAUGCGUUGGUGUUCCUGCUUCCUUCUGAAGAUACAUACGUAGACUUCAUUAAGAUCAACCAGAAGACGCCACUACAGAGAUAUAACACAGAAGAUGAAUUAGAAAUCACAGACAUUCUUCCGAAGCUGAGGAAAAUCGCACAGAAAGACAGGGCAUUGUUUGAGGGUGGAACCAGAGCAUUUGUGUCAUUCGUUCAAGCGUACUCCAAGCAUGAGUGCAGCCUAAUCUUCAGAAUCAAAGACCUAGACUUUUCAAGACUAGCCAAGGGUUUUGCGCUCUUACGUAUGCCAAGGAUGCCUGAGCUUAGAGGCAAGAACUUCCCUGACUUUGAGACAAUAGUAGUAGACUACAGCACCAUUCCUUACAGGGAAAAGGCCAGAGAAAAGCAAAGACAAACCAACCUGAAACGAUCAGACGAGAACUCACAGAGCAAGAAAAAACAUCACAAGAAAAAAGUUUUGCCGUGGUCAAAGCAGUCUGAGCAAAAAGAAAAACGACAAGAUCGGAAACAACGUAAAGAAAAUGCCAAAAGGAAAAAACGACAGCUGGAAGAGGAAGAUUUGGAUGAGUUGAUUCAAGACGCAAGACUUGUAAAGAAACUACGAACUGGAAAGAUAACAGAUGCAGAGUUUGACAAACAAAUGGGUUUAGAAGAUGACAGGCCAGUGGUGGAGGAGAUGAAGCAAUUGGCGAAAUGAUACACAAGAAGAAGCUACUGGGGCUGUGGAAUAUUUCCAGCUGUUUCCACCCACCCUCAAAUGUUGUCGGUUGGACACAGAAUUAUAUUUAUCUUUUAAGACAGUUUAAAGAAAUAUCAAAGAAAAAUCUGCAUGUAAUGACUGGGUUCUUUUAAGCACCGUUAACUGAGGUCACAAAGUGCUGUGGGUAGCGUUUAAGUCUAGGCAAGGGCCAAUGAUUAGCGAGUGGUUGUUUAUAGUGAUGUACGUAUAGGGCUUGUUUGUGCACAGAAGUUUUAGAGAAAAUGACUCUAGUCAUGUCAUGUCAAUGCGAUCGACGACUUUUGCUAUAACUGGUCCACUCUGUACUGUGCUAUAGAAACAGCUAUGAUAACCAGUGAUGCGACCAUGCUCGGAAAGCUGGUUCCAAAUUGUCGACUACCGUAGUCAAACCAUCGACAACUAGGCAGAGUUUGAGUAAACUUAGUCGAAAUAAGGUCAAAAUAGUCAGGCAUGAACUUGGCCAAUGUAUGAGAGUUAUACAGAGCUGUUUUGGUUUGUGAAACUCAUGGCGUCUGGGACACAGUUGGCUAGUGUCUAAAGCGCUCGCCUAUCACCGCUGCAGCCCUGGUUCGAUUUCCUGCUUAGGGUUUUUAUAUUUGAGAAGAAUUGUGGUUGGAUGUGCAUUUAUAUUCCUGUGGCUUGAACCUGAUCUUGCUGUGUGCUUCGCAAUUCAGCUUUUGAGGAAACAUUUCUGAAGUUGGGUGCUUGAUUUGAAAUGAUUAUUAUUGUUUAAGAUUUGUGGUAAAGGCACAGAAAGAAAGAUGGAAGAAGAAGAAAGAAGGUGAAGAAAUUAAAUAAACCAUCUUUUUGUACAAGGAGGUGUAUUUGUCGGUAGAGUGGGUGUUAAGUUUGGGCAGCUAAACAAUCUACUUUUGCGAACCUGUGUAAAUGCAGAAAAAAAUAUAUAUAUGAAAAGUGUACCUGUACUUUUGUAAAAUUUCAAUUGAAUAAACAAAGGUAAAUAA